ACUCUCAUUUCUUAUUUUCUUUAUAGAUACAUGCGACCGAAGGACAUAUAUGUUCAUGCAGACAUUCAAGGCGCAUCAAGUGUUAUCAUUCGUAAUACAACUGGAGAAGAAAUUCCACCCAAAACAUUAUUAGAAGCUGGCACUAUGGCUAUUUCAUACAGCGUAGCGUGGGAUGCAAAGGUUGUGACAAAUUCUUACUGGGUUUAUAGUCAUCAAGUUAGUAAAACGGCUCCAACAGGAGAAUAUUUAGGUACAGGAAGUUUUAUGAUACGCGGGAAAAAAAAUUUUUUACCAUCUUGUCAUCUUAUUAUGGGGCUAAGCUUACUCUUUAAACUUGAAGAUAGUUUCUUACAACGUCAUGCAGGAGAAAGGAAAAUUCGAACUACAGAAGAUAAAAUUAAUGGAGAUAAAAUUGAACAGCCAGAAAUUUCAUCCACAGAUCUAAAUGAAAUCAACGAGGCUUGUGAAUCAAUUAAUGAAUAUGGAAAGAAUUCAUUUCCAAAUACUGAAGUUAAGAUUGAACAUGAUACCGGUAGAAUAACUGUUAAAACUGAUUUAUUAGACGAAACAAAUAAAACAGAUGCUGUUGAUCAACAAAGUCUAGACAUAAUAAAUGAUGAAGAUACAGUCAUUAUAAAACCUGCACCAUCCCGAAAGAAGAAUCAAUCCACAAAAAAACGUAGGGAAGACAAAGAACGGUCAGAAAAAGCAAAUAUUGAGAUGGUUUAUGUUGCCUCUCCAGAAACGGAUAAAAGUUCUUCUAAAGUUAAACGCGGUCAAAAAGGAAAAUUAAAGAAAAUUAAACUGAAAUAUAGAGAUCAAGAUGAUGAGGAGCGUAAAAUAAGGAUGAUGAUUCUAAACUCAUCAGGAAAGGAUAAACCGAUAGAUAAUAAUGAGAGGCAAGAGGAAAAGCCUACUUCUUUAAAAAAAAUAACUGCAGCAUCAGAAAACAUUCUCACAAAAAAUCAAGUUGAAAUUGAAGAUAUCGACGACAGUCCCAUUACUGUAGACACUGACUUACUAGAUAGCCUUACUGGUGUACCAUUUGAUGAUGAUGAACUGCUAUUUGCUAUACCAGUUGUAGCUCCGUAUCAAGCUUUGCAGCAAUAUAAGUAAGUAUAG
Molecule: messenger RNA, 1122 nt
Organism: Drosophila arizonae
Lineage: Eukaryota; Metazoa; Arthropoda; Insecta; Diptera; Drosophilidae
Gene: Clbn
Product: Nuclear export mediator factor NEMF homolog Clbn
Biological process (GO): ribosome-associated ubiquitin-dependent protein catabolic process; rescue of stalled cytosolic ribosome
Cellular component (GO): RQC complex
Molecular function (GO): tRNA binding; ribosomal large subunit binding
Source: RefSeq, a predicted model, not a curated record